Molecule: messenger RNA, 1155 nt
Organism: Sinocyclocheilus rhinocerous
Lineage: Eukaryota; Metazoa; Chordata; Actinopteri; Cypriniformes; Cyprinidae
Exons: 2
Coding region: 1-1155 (384 amino acids)
Molecular function (GO): nucleic acid binding
Source: RefSeq, a predicted model, not a curated record
AUGGAUUUUAAACAAAUAGAGCAGUAUUUCAGACGGGGACUAACCAAUCGUGAAAUACUAACUCUACUGAAAGAGGUACAUGGAGUCAUAAUUAGCAAUCGCACCCUUGAGCGAAUAUUGAGCAAACACCAGCUUUGGAGGAGGAAGAACAAGACUGAUGAAGCUGAUGUUGCAGCUUUCAUUCAGCAACAACUACAAACAUCAGGGCAGUCACAUGGUUACAGGUGGAUGCAUCAGAAAUGCUGGCUCAAUGGAAUUAUCACAGACAGAGAGACCGUGCGGGUGAUUUUACGUUUGCUAGACGGCGAGGGAGUUGAUCUAAGGUCUAGGAAUCGACUUCGCCGGCGAGUGUAUUUCAGCCGUGGACCUAAUUAUGUGUGGCAUAUCGAUGGAUACGACAACUUAAAGCCAUACGGAAUAGGUAUAAGUGGUUGUAUAGACGGGUUUUCAAGAAAAAUAAUGUGGCUCGAAGCUUACAGAACAAACAAUGAUCCUCGGGUUAUUGCUGGGUACUUUAUGACAGCUGUCAUAGAAGCAGAGGGUUGCCCUAAUUUGGUGAGAUUGGAUCUCGGUACAGAAAACGUCAAUGUUGCAGAGAUGCAGAAAUUUCUGCAUCAUGGAACGCAUCCCGACUCUGCUUGCGUCAGUUUUGGGCCAAGCACCAGCAAUCAAAGGAUUGAGAGAUGGUGGCUUACACUAAGAAGUCAGUGCAUCCAGUUUUGGAUGAACCUGUUCGACAAUCUAAAAGAGGAUGGACAUUAUGCGGACAAUUUCCUGGACAAAUGUUUGAUCCAAUUCUGUUUUCAAAACUUAAUACAGGAGGAACUGGAUCAAGUGACAUCGUCAUGGAACAAUCACAGAAUACGACCAGUGCAUAACUCUCGAUCUCCAAACGGUCGUCCAGCAAUUAUGCACGUAGUACCGCAAUUAUAUGGUGCAAGAGAUUACUUACACCCUGUAGACCCAGAAGUCGUGGAAGUGUGUCUGGAGGAAUGUGUAUUCAAAGACUACCCAUGUGACAAAGAUGUGUUUGAUGCCUGUGUUCACCUCAUUACAGAACACAAUCUGGAUAUGUCAAAAGAUGUCUUUUCAACUGUGGAUAAUUAUAUCAAACUCAGGGAGUUGAUAAACAAUGAACUACGUGACACAGACUAA